Elaeis guineensis (African oil palm) is the source of this 784-nucleotide messenger RNA. RefSeq names its product probable calcium-binding protein CML7. Lineage: Eukaryota; Viridiplantae; Streptophyta; Magnoliopsida; Arecales; Arecaceae. Gene Ontology annotation, cellular component: myosin II complex. The record is from RefSeq and is a predicted model, not a curated record. Gene Ontology annotation, molecular function: calcium ion binding.
CCGCAAGAAAAGGAAAAGUUUCCCGUUAAAAGGCCCCUUCCGUUCGGCCAUUCCCAUCCGCGCGCGAGAGAGAUGGGGAAUGAUCUGACGGAGGAGCAGGUGGCCUCGAUGCGCGAGGCGUUCGCUUUGUUCGACACGGACGGCGACGGGCGGAUCGCGGCGUCGGAGCUGGGGAUCCUGAUGCGAUCGCUCGGGGGUAACCCGACCCAGGCCCAGCUGAAGGAGAUCGCGGCCUCGGAGGGUCUGACCGCGCCCUUCGACUUCCCCCGUUUCCUGGAGCUCAUGCGGAAGCACCUCCGCCCGGAACCCUUCGACCGCCAGCUACGCGACGCCUUCCGCGUCCUCGACAAGGACUCCACCGGCGUUGUCUCCGUCUCCGACCUUCGCCACGUCCUCACCAGCAUCGGCGAGAAGCUCGAUCCCGCCGAGUUUGACGAGUGGAUCCGCGAGGUCGACGUCGGCCCGGAUGGCACCAUCCACUACGAGGACUUCAUCCUCCGCAUGGUUGCCAAGUAAAACGAGAUGAACCAGCACCCUAAUCUUGAUCUUCCGGAUCUAUCUGGGCCUGACCUUACGAUUGCUUGUUUUUGGGUUGAUUGCUGUAUUUUAACGUCGGAGAUUGGUAUUCGAAGCGAGUGGAUGGAGAAAUGCAUGUAGCUUUGUUUCAUGAAAUGACAACUUUAUGAAAUUGGAACUGUGGUUUAUUGGAUAUGUUCUGACGAGUUUUGCCUCAUCUGAUGUCAUGUUUAUUUUAUCAUUUAAUGCAUUUCUGUUUCUUUUUUUA